Messenger RNA from Anopheles nili, 1655 nucleotides. RefSeq names its product zinc finger protein 37-like. The coding region runs from base 156 to 1655 and encodes 499 amino acids. The record is from RefSeq and is a predicted model, not a curated record. Gene Ontology annotation, biological process: regulation of transcription by RNA polymerase II. Lineage: Eukaryota; Metazoa; Arthropoda; Insecta; Diptera; Culicidae. Gene Ontology annotation, molecular function: RNA polymerase II cis-regulatory region sequence-specific DNA binding; DNA-binding transcription factor activity, RNA polymerase II-specific. Gene Ontology annotation, cellular component: nucleus. The transcript has 6 exons.
UGAUAUAUUAUGACGAAAGUAUCAAAAAAGUGGUGUUGUGCUUUUGUACCGGAUUGAGGAUUGCAACCUAAGCCUAGUGCCGGUGUUUUGAUUGUGCCUGCAAGUAUCUUCCACCUCCCAUACGAGACAUUUAGUGUGUCUUCAAACGCUAAACAAUGGCUACCAGCAACGAGAUAGACUUCGAUAGCCCCUUCGUAAAGAAGGAAAAGAGUUGCAAAAUUUGCGGAGCUACCGAUGGCCCGAUGGAAUCGAUCUUUUGCAAGGCCGACGAUACUGCGCUGUUGGACAAGAUCUACAAAUGCACCAGAGUGGAGGUCACGCCAGUUUGCGGUUUGAUUUCACCCAUCUGCGAGUAUUGCAACCGACGGAUAGAUGACUUCGAUGAGAAUGCACCACCAAAGGUGGUGGAGUUUGUGAUCAAGAACGAAAUGGAGCACGAUUCGCUUGAACACGAUCCGUUGAACGUUGCCGAUGAUCCGAUGGCUGUUGAAGUUAAAUCGGAAGUUGACGAAGAUGAGUACAGUGACUACAGUAGGCAUAAAAGCACGAAACGUAAGGAACGAAAAGCUAGGGUAAUCGUUGAUCCAUGGCAGAUAGUACAGCGGAACGGAAGAACAGGCAGGAAUGCGAAAACACACGAUGUCACAAGAAAUCGUUUUAACGUGAGAGAAAAAGAGAACGACGUCGAGGACAGGCAGACGACUGAUAGUGAAGAGGGCGAUGAAGAAGCGGAGCAGCGUAAACGAACUGUUCGGAGAAACGGAAAAGAUCGAAAAUCUUCGCAGGAGCUAGACGACAGUAGCUUAAAGCUGGAUGAAUCCGAUGCGGAAAGCGACGAUGAUGAAUCUCUCAUGAGCGGUGAUAAAUCUGACCUCGACGAUGAUGUGGAAGCUUAUGACGCGUCUACCAACUCGGAAGCAGACAUCCCACAGGCGAAGAAACGCGGUCAACCACGGCGCAGACCCCACCCAGCAGAAUCCCCGCCAGCGAGGACCAAAAAAAGGAAAAAACCCGGCACACCAGAGCAGUGCGAAGUAUGUGGCAAGACGGUGCUGUACAUACGCGAGCACAUGCGCCUCCACCAGAUCGAGCGACAACAUCCGUGCCCGCACUGCGACCGAACGUUCGUGCAGGUGAACAACCUGAAGUACCACAUCCGGAAGCACAUGGGAGAAAAGCCGUACCCGUGCAAGCAGUGCGACAAGCGCUUCUACUGUGAGGCGCACCUGAGGUCACAUAUGCGCGUGCACGGACCGCAGGGACUGUUCCAGUGUGUCCUGUGCCCGAAGAGCUUCAACCAGGACUGCAAUCUGAAGAAGCACCUGCGCGUGCACAGCGGCGAAAAACCGUACGGUUGUAACACUUGCGGAAAGCGUUUUAACAGCUCGUCGAACUUGCGCAAUCACGCUCGAUUACACGCGAUCGAACGGCAGUUAACGUGCGAACACUGCUCGAAAUGUUUCGUAGAUGUACACCAUUUGCAGCGGCACAUUCGCGUACAUACGGGAGAAAGACCGUAUAUUUGUCACGUUUGUUCGCAGUCGUAUUACUGCCAGAACGGCUUGAUGGAGCAUCUGAAAACUCACAUCGAGAAAAGGGGACCGCAGAUAGAGCAGAAGGCGGGUCGGGAAGAAAAAGUGCCAAUAAAGGAGUAA